AUGCGAGAGGGCAAAAGGGCCGCCCCCGAUGGCGUCCCUGCCCCCCGGUUUUUCAAGGAGGACGCCAUCUCUCAUCGCCGCCAAUAUCAUCAUGUACGGCAUGGAACGAGUACGCCGCCCCGUAACGAGGACGUUGUCCUUUGCGUAUUCCUCCUCUGCGCCGUCGUCUUGAUCAAACUAAUAUCCUCCACGGCAACGACGGGAUUCCUCACGGCGGAAAGGCCUCGAGUGCCCCUGGGCAUCUUCUCCCUCUCGAGCCUAGGCAACACCGACCCGGAAGCUGCCGCCGCUCUCCGGCCCGACAUUCGCGCCGACACCAACCGGGACGGCGUCGUCGACAUCACGAGCACCUCGCACGAUUCCGCGACCAAAGCCAUCUGGACGGCGCGGCGCGGCGCCAUCUUCCUCCCCAACGUCGGCGACAAGUACUACCGGUGCCGCACCCACGACGCCGUCGGAAACCCCUAA
Molecule: messenger RNA, 468 nt
Organism: Parascedosporium putredinis
Lineage: Eukaryota; Fungi; Ascomycota; Sordariomycetes; Microascales; Microascaceae
Source: the annotation of a GenBank genome assembly